AGGGAUUUGCACAGUAUUCUGUGCUUUUUUAUGGUUAUUACAAUAACCAGAGGACAAUUGGAUGGCUCAAGUUCAGGAUGCCUCUUUCCUAUUUCCUUGUUGGUGUUGGGACUAUUGGCUACAGCUUUAUGAUUGUCAUUCGAACAAUGGCAAGGAAUGCAAAUGAAGAAGGUGGUGGGGAUGAUACUAGCUUUAAUUUCAGCUGGAAAAUGUUCACAAGCUGGGACUACCUGAUUGGCAAUCCUGAGACAGCAGAUAAUAAGUUUGCUUCUAUCACUACCAGCUUUAAGGUAAACAAAGAUCACUAGAGAGAUGUAAUUUG
Messenger RNA from Meleagris gallopavo (turkey), 322 nucleotides. The record is from RefSeq and is a predicted model, not a curated record. NCBI's taxonomy places the organism in Eukaryota, Metazoa, Chordata, Aves, Galliformes, Phasianidae.